AUGACCAAGGACAACUCAAGUUCGCUCGCAAACAGCGACACCCCAAUACCGGUGGUUCAGAUCCACCCUGCAGAUGGCUCAGGACCGCAAACGCCAGAUCCAGAACAUGGCUCACAUCGACUGUCUGCCAGUAAGCUCAAAGACAAACUCCAGUCGCUUGGGGACGACAUGAGCCGUGAGUCGACAGGGAGGAUGGGCGAUAGGAUGAUCAACCUGCUUCUCGCUCAGGUCUUGCCCAGCGAGGAUCCGUCUUCGACAUCGCCUCCAGAUGACAGCUACAACGCAAGCCCGCAGGUCAAGGACCGCCGAUCACGUAGCUAUGUCGAGCGCCCAAACUUCAGCCUUCCAACUAUGUCUUCGAACUUCCGGCGCUUCAAUUCUCGCAUUGGUGUAGCAUUCGUCUUUCAAAACCGGCUCAUUCGUCUUUUUACCUGGCGACAGCCCACCCAGACACUGUCCUUCCUCUUCAUGUACACGUUCAUCUGCAUCGACCCACACCUACUCCCCGUCCUCCCUCUAGCAUGCUGCCUUUUCUUCAUCAUGGUACCAGCCUACCUGACCCGACACCCGCCGCCACCAACGUCGUACCCAACGGACCUGUACCCCAUCGGCGGCCCACCGCUCGCAGACGCACCUACCAUCAAGCCCGCCCCCGACUUCAGCAAAGACUUCUUCCGCAACAUGCGCGACCUACAAAACUGCAUGGAAGACUUUUCUCGCGGCCACGACGCCGUGCUCCAAUUCCUGACGCCCCUGACAAACUUCUCAAACGAAAACCUCAGCUCGCUGCUCUACAUCGUACUUCUCCUUGUCUCGUGCGCGCUAUUCCUGGUCUCGCACCUGCUCCCCUGGCGCUUCAUAUUCCUCCUGCUCGGUUACGGCGCGACUGCCAUGGGGCACCCGACUGUGCAAGGCCUCCUCGCGACACCGGAAAACGAGGCGCUCAUUGCCGACGCCGAGCACGAAGGCCGCUCCCUCCUGCUGUCUGCGAGCAAACAGGACAUCGAGCUGCAAACCAGCAACGAAGCGCGCGAAGUCGAAAUCUUCGAGCUGCAGCACCGCGCCCUGCACGACCAGAGCGGCGAGUACGAACCCUUCAUCUUCAGUCACUCCCCUUACUCCCCCCUCUCACCCGCCCGCAUAUCGGGCGACAGACCGCGAGGCAGUGCCUUUUUCGAAGACGUCCUACCGCCCCGCGGAUGGCGCUGGAGCGACAAGAAGUGGACGCUCGACAUGCUGAGCCGCGAGUGGGUCGAGGACCGCUGCGUCACGGGCGUCGAAGUGGAGAUCGAGGGUGAGCGUUGGGUGACGGAUUUGCACUACGAGGUCCUCGACGACGGGAACAGGGACAGGACGAAAGCGCACAGGAAAGGCAAGAGCAGGGACGUCGGCGAGCAGGAGAGGGAGGUACUGAGGCGCGCGUGGGAGAGCGGGCGGCCGAGUCGCAAGGGCGAGUGGAGACGCAGACGCUGGGUGCGCAUGGUGGAGCGCGUGGGCAGUGGUGCUGUGCGUGUCGUCUAG
Molecule: messenger RNA, 1521 nt
Organism: Didymella exigua CBS 183.55
Lineage: Eukaryota; Fungi; Ascomycota; Dothideomycetes; Pleosporales; Didymellaceae
Product: Pex24p-domain-containing protein
Exons: 2
Coding region: 1-1521 (506 amino acids)
Biological process (GO): peroxisome organization
Cellular component (GO): peroxisomal membrane
Source: RefSeq, a predicted model, not a curated record